This is a messenger RNA of Brachypodium distachyon (stiff brome), 1769 nucleotides long. RefSeq names its product chorismate synthase 2, chloroplastic. The transcript has 13 exons. Gene Ontology annotation, cellular component: cytosol. The coding region runs from base 150 to 1472 and encodes 440 amino acids. Gene Ontology annotation, biological process: aromatic amino acid biosynthetic process; chorismate biosynthetic process. Gene Ontology annotation, molecular function: FMN binding; chorismate synthase activity. Lineage: Eukaryota; Viridiplantae; Streptophyta; Magnoliopsida; Poales; Poaceae. The record is from RefSeq and is a predicted model, not a curated record.
GCGCGCGGUGGUAGGUGGCUGGCGAGUGGCGAAUCUCCGUCGCGUAUUGAGAUUUAAGAGGCCACGAUCCCCUCUCCUUCCUUCCUCCUCCGCUUCGCCUCACCAACCGAAACCAUUCCAUACCAAACCAAGCCAAUCUGAGUCUCCCAAUGGCAGCAGUGCCCACGUCGCACCAGGUGGCCGCUGGGACGCCCUGGAGCUCCCUCCCCCGCGGGGGCUUCCGCGCGUUUACGGAUUCCGCCCCCGCCUCCGUCCGCUUCUCCGUCGGGCGCCGCCGCGCCUCUCGCCUAGAGGUGAAGGCCGCUGGAAAUAUCUUCGGGGACUACUUCCAGGUAGCAACUUAUGGAGAGUCUCACGGAGGUGGUGUUGGUUGCGUUAUCAGUGGUUGUCCACCCAGAAUCCCACUCACUGAGGAAGACAUGCAAGCAGACCUCGAUCGAAGGCGGCCAGGUCAGAGCAGAAUAACCACCCCAAGAAAGGAGACUGAUACUUGCAAAAUUCUUUCAGGAACGUUUGAAGGAAUGACGACUGGGACGCCAAUUCAUGUUUUUGUCCCGAACACAGAUCAAAGAGGGGGUGAUUACACUGAAAUGGCCAAGGCGUACAGACCUUCUCAUGCUGAUUUAACUUAUGACCUCAAGUAUGGUGUUAGAUCUGUGCAGGGAGGUGGAAGGUCAUCAGCAAGAGAAACCAUUGGAAGGGUAGCUGCAGGAGCUCUUGCAAAGAAAAUUCUUAAGCUCAAAUCCGGCGUGGAGAUUCUGGCAUUUGUUUCCAAAGUGCAUAAGGUUGUACUUCCAGAAGAUGCAGUUGAUUAUGAAACUGUAACCAUGGAGCAGAUAGAGAGCAACAUUUGUAGAUGUCCCAAUCCAGAAUAUGCACAGAAGAUGAUCGAUGCAAUUGACGAAGUACGACUUAAAGGGAAUUCGAUCGGUGGGGUUGUCACAUGCAUUGCAAGAAAUGUUCCUCGUGGGCUUGGCUCUCCUGUAUUCGACAAACUUGAAGCUCUACUGGCGAAGGCUAUGCUUUCUCUUCCAGCAAGCAAGGGAUUUGAGAUUGGUAGUGGAUUUGCAGGUACUGACUUAACUGGAAGUGAGCAUAACGAUGAGUUCUAUAUGGAUGAGGGUGGAAAUGUCAGAACGCGAACUAAUCGCUCGGGCGGUGUACAGGGAGGGAUAUCAAACGGUGAAACUAUAUACUUCAAAGUAGCUUUCAAGCCUACAGCAACUAUUGGGAAAAAGCAAAAUACUGUAUCAAGGGAUCAUGAGGAUAUUGAACUUAUGACAAGGGGUCGUCAUGACCCGUGUGUUGUCCCUCGGGCUGUUCCAAUGGUGGAAACAAUGGCGGCAUUGGUUCUAAUGGACCAGCUGAUGGCGCAUGUUGCUCAAUGUGAGAUGUUUCCACUGAACCUUGCCUUACAAGAACCAAUUGGCUCUGCCAACAAUACACCUGCACUGGCACCAGAUCUAGCAUAAUGCCUGAAGCCCUUCUAUAUUUCCACCAUCUCUUCUAUUCUGCUCUCAUGUGCCAUAUAUCUUGGUUUUGCUAUGCAGUUCGCAGUUUUGCACCAAACCUGUAUCCUAGCGUAUAUCUUUGAUUAGUGUACAUCAAUAGAUGCAAUGAAAACCAAAAUAAAGCAUGUUUAUGUUUUGCGGCGUCAACAGUUUGUGAAGGACAUCCUGUUAAUUAAGCAAUGAGUGUAAUUUUACUCCAUUUGUGGGAGAUAACGUUUUUCUAUGUGCGCCAGUAUCACGGUAUGACUUCAUGCUUCA